AUGAAUGGUCUAAGUGCUCUUUUCUGGCUGACCGUUGUGGUCCUCUGCGAGCCCUUCCUUACACAAGCCAGGAGGUUACACUUCGGACGAUGUUCACUGACUGCUAACAUAGCCGAAAUCCAGCAGGCAUUCUCAGACAUCAGACGGCCAAUUCAAAUGGAAGACACAGCUGAUGAUGUGAGGCUUCUGACCAAAUCUGCAUUACAAGGGAUCCAGGCAGAGGAGAGCUGCUGUUUUCUGCGCCACAUGUUGCAAUUCUACGUGGAGACUGUCUUCAAACAUCACACUCCAUCCAGCUCCCUCAUCGAGAGGAGGACCAACACUUUGGCCAACUCCUUCCUCAGCAUCAAGCGAGAUCUUCGGCAAUGUCAUGCAGAGAUGAAGUGUCAUUGUGGAGAAGAAUCCCGAGCCAAGAUGAAGACGAUACAAAAUACCUUUGAAAAUUUGACACUCAGGGCAGCUGCUGUUAAAGCUAUUGGUGAAAUUGACAUUCUCAUAGAAUGGGUGGAACAAGAUCACCAGAACUAA
Molecule: messenger RNA, 528 nt
Organism: Rhincodon typus (whale shark)
Lineage: Eukaryota; Metazoa; Chordata; Chondrichthyes; Orectolobiformes; Rhincodontidae
Product: interleukin-20-like
Exons: 5
Coding region: 1-528 (175 amino acids)
Source: RefSeq, a predicted model, not a curated record